Messenger RNA from [Torrubiella] hemipterigena, 591 nucleotides. NCBI's taxonomy places the organism in Eukaryota, Fungi, Ascomycota, Sordariomycetes, Hypocreales, Clavicipitaceae. The record is from the annotation of a GenBank genome assembly.
AUGGCGCUCGAGACGCUGACCCUGGAGCAUGUGCCGGCCCAGUACGCCGUGCACGUCGCCCUCUUCCAGGACGUCCGCAACGCCGACUUCUUGCACAAGCAGCUGCUAGCUAGGAAUGCGGCCUUUGAAUACGCAUUCAUCGAUGCUUCUAUUAUCCUGUCCCGAACACAGUUGCUGUCUGCUGUCUUCAAGGCCAUCAACGCACAAGUUACCGAUUCAUUGAAAACGCCCAAUGUGCACUCUGAGGUUGUCAUCUCCCUUAACCCGUCAAGUAACAUUGCCGAUGCAUACCGUCGCUUUGGAAUUUCACCUGCUACAAAAAGCCUGGUGGCCGUCAAGGUCACCUUUCCUACCGACUCUGCCCCUGUACCGCCCUCUGCUGAUGAGACCUGGAAGCAUCUGUCAGACAAUGUAGAAGGCACCCCGUUGGCUCUAGCAGACGAUAAUCUUAGGCUGACGGCAGACAUGUCCAAGAUUCGCAAAUACUACAAGCUAAACGUACCCUGGUUGGAGCAGACUGCCGAUGAGACAAUAAAGCAGAGAGAGAUGGAAACGCUCGUGCUCGGUGCCAUGGCGCUGCGUGGACUGUAA